Messenger RNA from Sitophilus oryzae (rice weevil), 1138 nucleotides. It is a transcript of the gene Ude, whose product is annotated as transcriptional regulator ATRX homolog. The transcript has 2 exons. The record is from RefSeq and is a predicted model, not a curated record. The coding region runs from base 207 to 965 and encodes 252 amino acids. NCBI's taxonomy places the organism in Eukaryota, Metazoa, Arthropoda, Insecta, Coleoptera, Curculionidae.
CGGUUAACGAAACAUCUCUAUCGACCGCAGGAAUACUGUAGAAUGAUCCUUUGCCGCUCUCGCGCAAAUAGUAUCGAACUAAGCCACCUAGAAAAGAGAUUCCCACUGCUAAAUUCGUACCACUGUUCCUGCGACCGGCAAAAGUGAUUCUAGUUAUAACUUAACGUGAUUUUUUGGUGUAAAAAAAGUGUUUUUGGAUUUGAAAAAUGUCAGAAAGUAAGCCUGAUACAGUUCCCGGACUGGGAUUCAAAGAUAAAGAGAAGGCUCUGGAUACGUUGAAGAAUCUAGAAGGCAGAGAUCCGGAUUACCAGAAGUUGGCGAUCAAAGGGCUGAUUGGUCGUGCCAAAAGAACCAUAACUCUGACCAAAGACAAAGACAAGCUACAAAACAUAACCGACGCUAUGAAGAUCUUCGAAGACUGGCUAAAAGACUACGAAUACAAAAACCUAUCAAAAGAAAACAGAGCUUAUCUUCCUCUAGCCUCAGUAGAGGCCCUAUUACCUCUCAAAGAAAAAUACGAACUCAAAAACGAACUGGUCGAAAAAUUCUUGAAAGCCUACAAAGAAAAAGCUAAGGGAGAUUACAAAAACUUAAGAACCGUAUCCAGCGGAGAUGAAAAACCAACCUGGGACAUCGUCCGGAACCAGGAAUUGAAGAAAAUCUGGAAAGGAUUUGAAGAGAGUAAACCAGAUUUAUGGAACGAUGACGAUCUUCCAACUAAAGAACAUUUGGAGCUGAUUUUGUGGGCUUACAGUCCUGAAGCAAACAAAAUCAAAAAGAAUCUGUCAAGCUACGAGGAAAAAUUAGGAAGUUUGAAGAUUUCUAGUGAUAAUGAGAAUGAUAGUGAUGAAGAAAAGCCUAAAGAAAAGAAGAGAGAGUCUAGCAAAAGGAAAUCCGAGGGUAGUAGCUCAAGCAGUAGCGGUAGCGAUGAGGAAAGUCCUAAGAAAAGAAGCAAGAAAGAUUGAAGAAUUGUACUUAUAGUGCCAUUGUUUCAAAAUAAAAUUUGUGUACCUAACAGGGAAGCAGGAUUCUUCCCCAAAAUACAAGAAUUAAUUGUUACUAAAUAUUUGUUAUUUUCAUUAUUUGUAUUUUUCUAAAACUUGUACGAAAAUUGUAAAAUAAACAGUACUUGAUAGUA